This is a messenger RNA of Thyridium curvatum, 687 nucleotides long. RefSeq lists its product as uncharacterized. The coding region runs from base 1 to 687 and encodes 228 amino acids. The record is from RefSeq and is a predicted model, not a curated record. Lineage: Eukaryota; Fungi; Ascomycota; Sordariomycetes; Thyridiales; Thyridiaceae. The transcript is spliced from 2 exons.
AUGAAGACCGCUGCUACCGUCGUCGGCGUCCUGUCCAUGGCCUCCAUGGCCCUGGCCAUCCCCCAGUGCGCCAUCAGCUGCUUCCAGAAGGUCGUCACCGAGCACCCGCCCCUCGACUGCAAGGAGAAGGACAUGUACCACUGCUUCUGCAAGAUGCCCUCCCUGCAGAACUACUUCUACCAGUGCGCCACCGGCGGCGGCUGCCCUGACGCCGCCUCCGGCCAGGAGGCCAUCGGCUUCGGCGUCAACCUAUGCAGCGAGCUCGGCCUGCCCAUCACUCCCCCCGGCGGCAGCACUUCUGCUGCUCCCAGCUCCACCGCUGCCCCCACCACCGCUCCUACCAGCAACGCCCAGCCCACCACCAGCGCCCAGCCUUCGGCUUCUCAGUCUUCUCCGGCCGCCCAGAGCUCCGCUCAGAGCUCGGCCGCCCAGUCCUCGGCCGCUUCCAGCCGCGCCUCCAGCGCCGCCUCUUCCAGCGCCGCCGCUCCCUCCAGCUCCAGCUCCGCCAAGCCCAGCACCACUGCUGCCUCCACCUCGGGCGCCGCCAGCAAGACUGGUUCCGGCUCCGGCUCCAAGACCUCCUCUUCCUCCUUCGCCACCGUCACCAGCCAGGCCAACGCCGUCGGCCACGCCGGCAGCAUGAUGGCCGCCGCCGGUGCCGUCGCUGCUGCCUUCCAGCUCCUGUAA